Molecule: messenger RNA, 513 nt
Organism: Aspergillus udagawae
Lineage: Eukaryota; Fungi; Ascomycota; Eurotiomycetes; Eurotiales; Aspergillaceae
Product: DUF1993 domain-containing protein
Exons: 1
Coding region: 1-513 (170 amino acids)
Source: RefSeq, a predicted model, not a curated record
AUGACCUCCUCUCUCUACACCUAUACCGUCCCCACCUACCUCAAGGGCCUGGAAACCCUCACCCUCCUCCUCAAAAAGGCUGAAGACUAUGCCAAAGAGAACAACAUCCCCCUCUCCGACUUCGUCGAGGCCCGUCUCUACCCAGACAUGAAGCCUCUGAGCUUCCAAGUUCAAGCCGUCAGCAACACUUCCAAGAACUCCGUCGCCCGACUCACGGACACCGAAGGCGUGGCUAUGGAAGACAACGAGACUACCUUUGAAGAAUUCUACGCUCGCAUCAACAGGACCAUCGAGGUGAUCAAGGCCGUUGAUCCUAAGCUCUUCGAGGGCAAAGAGCACACGGAGUUCCAUGUGAAAUUUGGCUCGCAUGAGGCGACUUUUACCGGCGAGUCGUACGUGAAUCGGUUUGGGCUGCCGAAUUUCUUUUUCCAUUUGAACACUGCGUAUGCGAUCUUGAGAAGUAAGGGUGUGCCGAUCGGAAAGUUUGAUUAUCUCAAGUAUUUUAAUUCGUGA